Messenger RNA from Lineus longissimus, 894 nucleotides. RefSeq lists its product as uncharacterized. The coding region runs from base 1 to 894 and encodes 297 amino acids. Lineage: Eukaryota; Metazoa; Nemertea; Pilidiophora; Heteronemertea; Lineidae. The record is from RefSeq and is a predicted model, not a curated record. The transcript has a single exon.
AUGCAGCGACGUAAAAGAUCCUGCUCUCUGGAUGGGCUCACCGCCCGUAGACGCCACCAACAACAUGUACAGCAACAACGCCAGCUGCAGCCACCGACCAAUCAAAAUGAUGACCAUAAUCUGCUCCCGGAGGAAUUUACGCUUGGCGCAAUGAACACUGUCUGUCAGUUCUGCAAAGCUCUGCGCUUCAAAAAGGAACCACUGAACUGUUGCCACAAUGGCAAGAUCAACCUCCUGCCGCUACCUCAAUAUCCACAUCAGUUGGAACCACUGUUCACCACCAACACAGCCAUGACCAGAAAUUUCUUAGACAACAUUCGCCAAUAUAAUAGCUCCGUCGCCUUCGCAUCCUUCGGUGGUAAUGUCGUCCAUCUCCCCGGCCGCGGCCCAUACACUUUCCGCAUUCAUGGCCAAAUCUACCAUCGUGCAGGCACCCUUCAUCCACCACCUAACACAGCUUCCUCUUAUAGCCAGCUAUACAUCAUUGAGGCAAGAGACGCCGUUGAAACUCGACUCCAGCAUCCAGAAAACCGACACUGCCGCCAGGAUGUCAUGACCUUGCUGACGGAUACCCUCAAUGAAGUCAACCCAUACGCAGCGGCAUACAAGAAGAUGUUUGAAGUCGAACAACAGGAGAUACGAUCAGCAACUGAAAACAACACACCUAUUCCAAAGGUCACAAUGAAUAUCUUGCGAGGCCCAGACCAGCGCCGCUACAACACUCCCACCCAGACCGAUGAAGUCGCUGCAAUCUUCGUUUCCCCAGAUGGUGCACCACCCCCAGACCGUGAUAUUGUAGUCUACUCCCAAGGACAAGAACCACAGAACAUAUCAUUCCUAUCGGCGAAUAUUGAUCCAAUGGUAUACCCAGUUCUAUUCCAUAUGGUACCCUAG